AUGACACCACCACUCAUCGCCCUAGAGGAGCACUACUACUCCUCCGCGAUCUUCUCCUCCCUCGACCCUCGCUUCCAGCAUCAACUCAGCGCCAUCCCCGGCCUCGCAAACAGCCUGCGCGAAGUCGGCAAUGAGCGGCUCGCCUCCAUGGAUGACGGGCACAUCGCCCUGCAGGUGAUUUCCCACGCCUUCACUCCAGGAAGCCCCUCGGCGGAAAACUGCCGCUUAGGCAACGACGAGCUCGCGCACGCCAUCGCGUCCAGCGGCCACGCAGAGCGCUACGCCGCCUUCGCCGUGCUCCCCGUCGGCUCGCCGUCAGAAAGCGCGCUCGAGCUCGCCCGCACCGUGUCGUCGCACCACUUCGUCGGCGCGCUGGUCGACAACCACGCGAACGGCAAACACUUCGAUGGGCCGGAGUACGACGUGCUGUGGUCGCAGGCGUGCGAGCUCGACGUGCCGAUCUACUUGCAUCCGACGUUCCCGUCGAUGGAGGCGGCGAAGGGCUUCAUGGGCGCGUAUCCGCUGAAUGUGGGGAUUAGUCUGGGCGCGGCCGGGUAUGGGUGGCAUGGCGAUGUCGGGUUGCAUGUGCUGAAGCUUUUCUGUGCGGGCGUUUUUGAUAGGUUUCCGAAACUGAAGGUGGUGGUGGGGCAUUUUGGGGAGACGCUCCCGUUUAUGUUGGAGCGGUGCGAGGAUAUGAGUGAGCGGUGGGGAGGGUGGGGGAAGAGGGAACGGGGGUUGAGGAGGGUGUGGGAUGAGAAUGUUUGGGUGACGACCAGUGGGGCGUGGAGUUUGGGGCCGAUGAAGUGUUUGGUGGAGAAUACCAAGGUGGACAGGGUUUUGUAUAGUGUGGAUUAUCCGUUCGAGAGUAAUGGGAAGGGGAGGGAGUGGUUUGAGAAGUUGGAGGCGAGUGGGUUGCUGAGUGAGGAGGAGUUGAGGGGGGUGGCGUAUGGGAAUGCGGAGGCGUUGUUGAGAGUGAAGGCGAAGGGGUAG
Bacidia gigantensis is the source of this 990-nucleotide messenger RNA. RefSeq lists its product as uncharacterized. Gene Ontology annotation, cellular component: cytoplasm; cytosol. The transcript is spliced from 2 exons. NCBI's taxonomy places the organism in Eukaryota, Fungi, Ascomycota, Lecanoromycetes, Lecanorales, Ramalinaceae. The coding region runs from base 1 to 990 and encodes 329 amino acids. The record is from RefSeq and is a predicted model, not a curated record. Gene Ontology annotation, biological process: secondary metabolic process. Gene Ontology annotation, molecular function: carboxy-lyase activity; hydrolase activity.